Messenger RNA from Temnothorax curvispinosus, 6366 nucleotides. It is a transcript of the gene l(2)gl, whose product is annotated as lethal(2) giant larvae protein homolog 1. NCBI's taxonomy places the organism in Eukaryota, Metazoa, Arthropoda, Insecta, Hymenoptera, Formicidae. Gene Ontology annotation, cellular component: cytoplasm; cortical actin cytoskeleton; plasma membrane. The coding region runs from base 799 to 4356 and encodes 1185 amino acids. The transcript has 16 exons. The record is from RefSeq and is a predicted model, not a curated record. Gene Ontology annotation, biological process: establishment of spindle orientation; cortical actin cytoskeleton organization; regulation of Notch signaling pathway. Gene Ontology annotation, molecular function: GTPase activator activity; syntaxin binding; myosin II binding.
GGGACGUGUGGUAGAGUGAUCGAGCGCGCGCGCGCCUGCGUUGCCUGCCGUUAGCGUUUUCGUUUUCGAUGGUGUUCUGGCCUGGCGUUCCGUCGCGCGUACCGCACACCGCACGUUCUCGGCCGGCGCCGCGCGUGAAUCCCGGGCGUCGCCCCGUAGUAUCCGGACCGUGUGACGUGUGAUCCCCCGUGGGAGGGUACAGCCAGCGCGCGUAUUCCGCGAGCGGUGAUAGACACGCGAGUCGGCUGUCGGCUGACACAUCGCGCGAUCCCCUCGAGCGCGACGAGGACGAGACCCGCCUGGGUUGUGUUGGGUUGUGUCGAGUGUGUGUCGCAAGCGCGCGCGCGGGAGAAGGAAGGAGCGCGAAGCGCGAGUGAGUGAGAGAGAGAGAGCGACGGGCGCGACGAUCGGCGACGGCGGCGGGGUGGGAAACGGCCGGACGCGGGUGGAUAAUACCGAAGGAGACAAGGGACAGUGACGUGCGCGGGCGCGCGCGUCCACCGUGAACGUAGCCGUGGAACGUGGAACGGGCGGUAAAUAACGCGGCGUCGUGACCGCGCGCGGACGUGAUCCAGCGCGACGUUCAUUCAAGAAUGCGUUAAUUACGCGCGGCCGCCGGUUAAAACGUGCGUGUCCGUAGUCCGUACCUGCGUGUGACGUGCGACCAGCGAUUAACCCUCGCGUGGUGUUCGCGGGAAAGAGAGAGAAAAAGCGCGAGCGAGCGAGAGAGAGCGACGAAGAGGGAGCGAAAGAGCGAAGAACAUACAACGCGCUGAGCUGGGCUAACGGCGAGUCGAGAUGCUCAAGUUCAUCAGGGGGAAGGGCCAGCAGCCCACGGCCGAGCGGCAGAAGCUGCAGAAGGACCUCUUCGCUUUUCGAAAGACGGUGCAGCAUGGUUUCCCGAACAAGCCAACCGCUCUCGCCUGGGAUCCGAGUCUGCGGCUGAUGAUCAUCGGCACGGCAUCCGGCGCCAUCAAGGUUUUUGGAAGGCCAGGCGUAGAGUUCUAUGGACAACAUUCCGUCGAAAGCGGUGAGAAUGCCGUCACGAAGAUUGUCGCACUGCCCAAUGAGGGUCGCGUGGUGUCCUUGUGCGAUGACAAUUCAUUACAUUUAUGGGAGAUUAAUGAGAGUUCCGUGGUGGAAACGAAGACGUUGUCGUUGGAAGGGAAAUUAAAGAAGAUCUCGGCGAUGUGCCUCGAAUCCAGUGGGGAACAUCUCUUGCUGGGAACGGAAGGAGGCAACAUCUACUUGCUAAACUUGAAGACUUUCGUCACUCCGGAGAAUAUUAUCUAUCAAGAUGUCGUGAUGCAGAACGUCCCGGAAGACUACAAGAUAAAUCCAGGGGCGGUCGAAGCCAUAGCCGAGCAGCCAGGGCAUCCGGACAACAUCUUGAUCGGUUAUAAUCGAGGUUUGAUGGUACUAUGGAACAAAGCUACUCCGGGAGCUCAACAGCUGAUGGGUUUGUUUUCGCGUGCGCAGACCUUCGUCUCCACGCAACAGCUGGAAUCGGUCCACUGGAUCUCCGAGAAUCGUUUUGUCUCAUCGCACAAUGACGGUUCCUACGCGUUUUGGAGUCCGGGUAGCGACGCCGUGCCGGAGCCUACGACACUUUACGGGCCGUUUCCGUGCAAGGCCGUUAACAAAAUCCUCGUAUAUCCUACCGCUGAACACGGCGAGCUCGUGCUAUUCUCCGGUGGUAUGCAACGCGCCAGUUAUGGAGACCGACACACGAUCACUGUCAUGACCAAGGAGAAACAUUUAGUUUUCGAUUUCACGUCUAAGAUCAUCGACUUCUUCACCGUCUUCCCUAAGGAAGAGGAAGAGAACAAUGAGAGCCCUGCCGGUCCGGAAGCGCUUAUAGUGUUGGCCGAGGAAGAAUUAGUAGCUAUCGAUUUGACCAACCCCGAAUGGAAAAUGAUGGCUCUACCCUACCUAGUAUCUCUCCAUGCGAGUUCGGUGACUUGUUCCCAACACGUGCCUAAUGUACCCGAGGAACUUUGGGAAGCGAUCGUGGCGGCCGGUAAAGCGCAGACCGAGCAUCUUUAUUCGGACAAAUCAUGGCCCAUCGACGGCGGCCUCCUCCUCUGCCAGAAGCCGGCGCAUCUUGACAAGCCUAGAAACAAAGAACUGCUACUUACUGGACACGAGGACGGUACCGUCAGAUUCUGGAACGCGUCCGACGUCGCUCUGACCCCUUUGUACAAGUAUAAUUCGUCGAUUCUGUUCACCGGCGAGCACUUGGACGUUCUCGAGCAACCCCCGGAGGACGACGAGGAUGAGUGGCCGCCGUUCAAGAAGGUGGGAAUCUUCGAUCCGUAUUCCGAUGAUCCACGACUUGCCGUGAAGAAGGUUCUUCUCUGCCCGUUAUCCUCGACAUUGGUAAUCGCCGGCACAGCCGGACAUAUCAUAACUGCUAUUAUCUCUGCGGAACCGACCAACAAGGAGAUAAAGGCCGUAACAAUGAACAUCGUCAACGAUCGCGACGGGUUCGUGUGGAAGGGUCACGAUCAUCUGCCGCCGAGAACGACGAGUAUAUCGUUCGCGGUCGGAUUUCAACCUCAGAACCUCCUACAGCUGUACCCACCGGCCGCCGUCACGGCAUUAGCGUUGCACAGCGAAUGGGGAUUACUUGCUGCCGGUACAGCGCACGGACUCGCGGUCUUUGAUUACACCAGGUCGAAAGCCGUCAGUGUUAAAUGCACGCUUAAUCCAAAUGAUCUUUCUGGUGCAGGCGACACUCCUAUCUCCCGGCGAAAAUCUUUCAAAAAAUCCCUUAGGGAAUCUUUCAGGAGAUUGAGAAAGGGACGUUCGCAACGUCGAGCAAACGCUAACAGUCCUACGCGGAAUACCGCACCGGAGAAAAAGAAAGACAGCGUUGCCUCCUCGCCGAGUGGCGAUCCAUCACCAACAGAAUUGAAACCAGUGGAGAGACAAGUGGAAGCGAGGCCUGUUGACGACGGUCUAGGCUCUAUGGUUCGGUGUUUGUAUUUCGCCAGAAGUUACAUUAUUAGCCUACAAAAUACAACACCCACACUUUGGGCGGGCACCAACAACGGCACGGUUUACGUCUUCACGUUGGCCAUACCGGCCGGUGUGAGGAGAACGGAGGAAGACGUCAACUGUACACUGGGUAAGGAGAUCCAAUUGAAACAUCGUGCGCCAGUAAUCGCGAUCACGAUCCUCGAUGGAUCCAGUGUACCGUUGCCGGAACCCUACGAGGCCGAAAAGGGCGUGACGCCCGGACCCGAUAUGACUUCCACGCACAGAGUUGUGAUUGCCAGCGAGGAGCAGUUCAAGAUUUUCAAUCUUCCGUCCCUGAAGCCGUAUUGCAAGUACAAAUUGACCGCGCACGAGGGAUCCAGAGUGCGAAAAACGGGUUUCGCCAAGUUCUCGUGUCUCGUCGAGCCAGCGGGAACUCACGAGGAAACUUGCUUGCUUUGCCUAACGAAUCUUGGCGAUUGCCUAAUACUGAGUAUACCAGAACUGAGAAGGCAGUUGAAUGCCGCUGCGAUCAAGAGAGAAGACAUCAAUGGUAUUUCUUCCUUAAUAUUUACGAAAGCCGGAGAAGCGCUGUAUCUUCACUCGAGUUCAGAACUCCAACGAAUUUCCCUGUCAACCGCGAAGAUGACAAAGGCGUAUUGCGCGCUUAAUUUACCACCACACGCUAGAUCGUACGUGGAAAAUGCUAACGAGGUUGCACAGGAACAAGGCGUUGUCGAAGGCGUACCGGAAACCGAAGGGGAGACACAGGGAAGUCAACCACCGAUAGCGGCGAACAGAAUUAUCACGGAAAAUGGCGUAGUGGGUACCACUGGGGAGGAGGAAUCUCCGAAGGAACCAUCGCUGCGACCGGCUACCAGUAGUAUAGAUGUAAACGGGGAAGACGACCGUCAGGAUUUAAGUUCUAUCGGAGAUAUUACGAUCGACAGUGUUAAAGAUCAUUUGCUUAACAGUCCACUUUUCAGAAACGCGACGUCUUCCGAAGAUCUCCACAAUCGUUUGGCAGGACUUAAGAUGGAGGUGACUUCACGUACUUCCGAGGUAUCCACUCAAAAUCAGUCGCUGGUGGUGAAAACGACCACCGUGGUUUCGCAAACCACGAAUAGCACGACCGCUAAUGGCGAGGUCGAGAUGAGUCAGGCGAACGAAACGCAACACGUAAACAGCACUACGGUAGAGCGAGAGAUACGCAGUGGUAUCGAGACAACAACGACACACGCUACCAUCACUCUGCCCCCGAAUGUCGAGAUUAAUGCCGCGGAUUUGGCCAAUUUGGAGGUCACUACGACUACAGUGACCACUACUACAGAAAGGUCCAAGGCGCCGUUGGCUAGGCCUGAGGAGGUCGGAUCAUAGGCCUGUUCCAUAUCGUUUCUCCAUGCUGACCAUGCAUCGAUUUCGCGCUCCAUUUACAGAGCCAUCAAUAAUUAGUUACUCUUACCGAAUAAACGUGUACACAGCGGCGACAUAGAUAGGAUUUAUAUAUCAUAGAUUUUUUAAGAAAUCUAGAUUUCUAACUCAGCAUUUCAGCGACAAUCACUUGCAUCGCGCGAGCGACGAGUGAUCAAUUUUUAAUACAAACUACGCAUUUCAUUGACGUCUAUAUCAUUGUAUUCUAUUCGAAAGUGUUCCAAAUGGAUAACUCUUUGAAUUGACAGGGAAUCAAUGAUUUUUAACGAAAAUAGGCCUAGAAAAUGUUUUAUUUAUCAUGGUACGUCAUGAUAUAAGAAAUACAAAUCCUCAUUGUGCUUUUCUUUACAGAGGAAAUUUUUAUUAAUUGAUAAAUCGAGAUAAGGCAGUUUUAUGGAAGAGUAUCGUAUCAAAAUAUCCAAUUUUAGAAUAAAUUCAAACGAUUUUGGUCACGAGGAUUGAUCUAUCGUUUUACAUGGCCAAUUUUAAGUUGUUUAUUAAUUUAAUGAUGAAUCUGGUGCAUGUUGUAUAAUCAGCGUAAUCGUAGACUUAAAAAAGGAAAAAUUACUAGUUUACCGAGAGAUAGGGAGAAUGAUGAAACAUCACAAACCAUGAAUUAUGGCAGCCUUAAAUCUACCAUUAUUUUAUAUAUUUUUAAUUAUAAAGACACGCGACAUCCGCAGUAUUUGAAACGUUUCGAGCAUCUCGUUAUAGCUUUUUCGCGAGCAGAAGUUUGGUGCGAUAUAGAGAUGCUUCGAACAAAAAAAAAAACGUAGCUACUUAAGUAGAGUUAUAUAUUUGACGGACAAAGCGAGGAGAUUAAGCAUGGCAAAUUUGAGGGGAAAACAUCUGUUGGCAGAGGGAGAACGCGUUGAAAAGUAUAUUUUUUAUCAAUGUUGCUUAAUCGUUAAGUUUUCCUCUCUCUUUGCGUUAUCGAGGAGUGCGCGUCACCGAAUUUUCGAAAAAAUCCUCGAAUACUCGGGAGCGCUUAACGUAUUACAUAAAUACCGACAUAGUUACUUUAUUGUUGCAUUUAUCUGCAGUCUUUUUUUCUAGACGGAAUAGUCGCAUGGAUAAUCUUCAGCGAUGGGACUAUUGUUGCUAGAUGCGUUUCUUGAUACUUUAUCAAUUUUUAGAGAUAUACUACAUAUAUAUAUUAUAGCUUUUUUUUCGCAGCAAAUUGCUAUGUUUCGUAGCUUGUCUUUUCGCGGGAGUACCGAUUAUAUUGAAUAUCUUAUAAUUUUGAUCUCAGUAGGAUUGUCACGGGAAUGAUGAUUCGUAUUCCGGAAACUGCAGCUUUUCUUAACCACACACGUGCGUCGAUAAUCUCUUAAUAUCGUACAAAAAUGAAUCCGAAGUGCGAGAGACUGAAUGGAAAUGGGCCCUCCUACCGAUUCGCAUUAACUUACUUUCCUUUACACGAAUAAUACGAACGAUCAAAAUUUUAAUUGCUGAAUAUUUUAACUUUAAAUACACAUAUCAACGGUAUCAUCGAUUAUCCUUAGUGCGAUAAGUUUUAAUCUAUAUAGAUAAGUUUUUUAACGUCCGCCUCUAAAUCUUUUUAUCGGCAAAUCUAUAUUGAGUUUAUCUUAAUCUUUGAAGCAUAAUAUAUUGUCACAUUUCGCACAUGUGUGUUCGUUCGUGCUUGAAAAGAAAGAAAAGUGUAUCUACGUGUUGAGAUGGAUUUUAAUUUUUAUCGCUAAGUGUAAAGUGCUAUUUUUUAACGGUUCUUUAUUUUAUCAAAUCGACGCCGAGCUUGCUGAGAUACUUGCACUCGUAAACAUUGUAAAUUGUUUUUUACUUUGAUAAAGUAAUGUAUAGUGUACACAGAAUGAAAUUGAAACACUGCCCCCGAAACUUUUUCCUAUCCGACACUGUUAAAUACCGAUUGUAACAUGUCAUAUACUGAAUGCCUAUUACGAUGAAAUAUAUAAGUAAUUAUUAAUGUAUUUUCUA